UCAUUGCUUAUUGGGCGUCCUUCGUCGCGUUUUCGGUAUGCCUGCCGGUUUAGUGGGGUGAGAAGCUUAAGUUUCUUGGGUCUUGGCGCGCUUUCAUAAAUUUCAUUAAAGUGAAAAAAGUCGCAAAAUUGGAAUUGGAUUGGCGAAAAAAAGUCACAAAAUGACGAAUUUGAAGCCGCUACAGUGUCUUAAUUUAGAUAAAUCGCAGCAGAAAGCAUUCAUGGAAUUCUACAGCUCGCUGGGAGAGAAACCGUCCACCACGAUAAGAAUCUUCGAGCGUUCCGAGUACUACAGUUGCCACGGUGAAGACGCUCUGCUGGUGGCAAAGUUGGUGUUCAAAUCCACUAACUCGGUAAAAAUAAUGUCAUCGGAAUGCAUCGAAUUGCCGUACAUCUCAUUAAGCAAAUCCAACUUUGAAGCCCUUAUUCGAGAUUUACUGCUUGUCCGUAACUAUAGAGUUGAGGUAUAUACGAAAUCAAAACAGAAAAAAUCCUCCAACGAAUGGCAGGUUGAGUUUAAGGGCUCGCCGGGCAAUUUGGCCCAUUUCGAGGAUGUUCUGUUCAGUGAUACUAAUGCAAUGGUCAAUGGUUCGGCUUUGGUCGCUGUACAAGUGCGCCAUGAGGCACGGGCCCGUUCAAUCGGACUAGGAUACAUUGAAGCCAACGAAUGGACCAUGGCCGUUGUGGAAUUCGUCGUCGAUGAUUUUUACUCUGAGCUUGAGGCUCUUAUUGUCACUCUCAGCCCAAGGGAAUGUCUUCUUCCUACCGUUGGAGGCGAGUACGAGAAGAUCGAGCAAGUUUUAAAACGGAACAAUGUGAUUGUCACGGUGCGGAAGAAAAAUGAAUUCCUAAAGAAUGCUACGGAGAUUAAAGACAAUCUAGAUAAGUUGAUACGCUUUCGCGAAGGCCAACAGCAAAACGCAAACACUGUCCCAGCGAUGUCAAACACUUUCGCCUUGAUGUCUUUGGGAGCCGCCAUAAACUAUCUGGACCUAUUGCAGGAAACAGGAAACCAUGGAAAAUUCCAGCUCAAUGUGCUCGAUUGCAGACGUUACGUACAUUUGGAUGCGGCAGCUGUUUCGGCACUCAAUCUUUUUCCAAAACCAGGAACAUUGAUAAAUUGCAGAACCUACCGCUGGCGAAGCGUACUCGGCGUAGUGGACAGAUGUCGCACACCGCAAGGACACCGAUUGGUUGCCCAAUGGAUCAGGCAACCACUUCGGGAUCAUGCAAUUAUCAACGACCGACACGAUAUCGUGGAAUGUUUUGUCAAAGAUUCCGCGUUGCGUACUGAAUUAUAUGACAAUCAUCUAAAAAAGCUUCCCGACAUUCAGCUUAUCCUCAAGCGUCUAAUUCGCAGAAAGUCAUCUUUGCAAGACAUUUUCCGAUUGUAUCAGGUGACUCUACGUAUGCCCAAAAUUUUAAAUCUGCUUGCCAAUGGCGAUACGCUGAACUCGCCUGCUAUAAUGAAGAUUAUAUACGAACCGCUGAAAGACACUAUUGGAGACUUAAAACUGUUCAAAUCCAUGGUGGAACAGAUCAUCGAUUUGGAGGCGAUAGAACGUGGCGAAUAUCUUGUUAAGGCAACGUUUGAUAAGAGACUGGAGGAGAAAAAAUUAGAAAUGGAUAAUCUGGAGUCAAAAAUGAAGCGCCAACUAUCAGCAGUUGCCAGCGAUAUCGGGCUUGAAGCUGGCUCUUCUAUCAAACUGGAGUUUGUUAGCCACCUUGGAUUUCAUUUUCGCAUAACACUGAAGGACGAGACAGCAAUACGAAAAAACUCUCGUUAUAGGGUGCUAGACACUGUUAAAGGAGGCGUUAGAUUCACAAACAGCCAAUUGACUGACACAAACAGCCAAUUUUGUGAGCUCAAAAAAGAAUAUGAAGAUCAACAGCAAAUUAUCGUCUCUGAGGUAAUACGGGUUGCUAUUGGAUAUGCAGAACCCUGGUCAAUAUUAAAUAACCAAAUCGCGCAACUUGACUGCUUGGUUGGUUUUGCUGUCGCAGCGGUAUCGGCACCCCUUCCUUACGUCCGUCCUAAAAUGCAUCAUCAGGGCAGCCCAACUGUGCUGAAACUUACGCAGAUUCGCCACCCGUGCUUGGAGCUACAGGAGGAUGUUAAUUUCAUCCCUAAUGAUGCCAUAUUCGAUUCUGAAACAGCGAACAUGCAUAUUAUUACAGGACCGAACAUGGGUGGCAAAAGCACAUACAUUCGGUCGGUCGGUGUAGCCGUACUAAUGGCGCACAUAGGUGCUUUCGUCGCCUGUGAUGAUGCAGAGAUGUCAAUCAUGGAUUCGAUCCUAGGACGCGUUGGAGCUGAUGAUAAUCUCUCCAAAGGCCUUAGCACGUUUAUGGUUGAAAUGAUAGAGACUGCUAGUAUAGUUAGAAGUGCUACGCCAAAAUCUCUCGUGAUUAUCGAUGAACUUGGUCGCGGAACAUCGACAUACGAAGGUUGCGGUAUUGCAUGGUCUAUUGCUGAGUGGCUUGGGCGAGAAAGCAAAUGUUUCACGCUCUUCGCAACACAUUUUCAGGAAAUAACUGAUAUGGCCAACUAUUUACCUAACGUUCGAAACUCCCACAUGAAUGCCAUUGUUGAUAAUAAACGUUUAACUUUAUUAUAUCAAGUAAAGGAGGGCAUUAUGCAGAAAAGCUUUGGAAUACAAGUUGCCAAACUUGCAAAUUUUCCUUCCGUAGUUGUUGAGCUUGCACAACAAAUGUACGAUGAAUGCGAAGAUCAAUGGAGUAAUCUGGAACAAAACAAUGAUGAAAAGGGAUUAACAAUCUUGCAAAAAUGCUAUGAUGAAAUAAUUAAAUUCGAUGCGAAGCAGCCUCAAAAAUUAACUCCUGGACUAUUAAAAGAAUUGCAAUCUUUGCUGGGCCAUUGAUGAAAAUCGUUUAAUUAUAUUAAACCUGUACACCACCCCGUGGUUGCCUGUAUACGAAUAUUUUGAUGUUUUUGAAAUGUUUUUGAAUUUACACGGUCGACAUAUAAAUCGAAGGGCCUCCCUUAAAAAAUAUAAAAAUAUAAUUCUGUAGGUGCAAGUAUUCUGCCGAAAAAUAAAUCGACGACAGUGGAACGAUUUGUUCAUUAA
Messenger RNA from Anopheles aquasalis, 3088 nucleotides. It is a transcript of the gene spel1, whose product is annotated as DNA mismatch repair protein spel1. Gene Ontology annotation, cellular component: MutSalpha complex; nucleus. The record is from RefSeq and is a predicted model, not a curated record. Lineage: Eukaryota; Metazoa; Arthropoda; Insecta; Diptera; Culicidae. Gene Ontology annotation, molecular function: mismatched DNA binding; ATP-dependent DNA damage sensor activity; ATP binding. Gene Ontology annotation, biological process: mismatch repair; mitotic recombination.